Messenger RNA from Bufo bufo (common toad), 3989 nucleotides. RefSeq names its product ligand of numb-protein X 2 (gene LNX2). The record is from RefSeq and is a predicted model, not a curated record. Lineage: Eukaryota; Metazoa; Chordata; Amphibia; Anura; Bufonidae. Gene Ontology annotation, molecular function: protein binding; ubiquitin-protein transferase activity.
UAGGAGGAGGAGGAGGAGAAGGGGGGGCUGUGACCGUCACCUCUCCCACUCAGGCAUAUUAGGCGAUCAGGACUGUCCUGUGUUGCUAACACAUAUAUGUGCUAAGCCCCGGCUUGUUGCCUAGGAGGAUAUCACAGGCAGGGGAAGACAAAUGGCAGCAUCUGCUCCCUAUGUGGAAUGCUGAGGACUGGAAGAAAGACUAGUUGUUGAGGUACAUUGGACUUUUCACAAUGGGAACAGCGAUGGAAGAAUUAGUGGUGGUAGAGGAUGAUGCCUCAUUGAACCCCUUGUGCUUUGACUGUGGUCAGCAGCACUGGACCAGAGAGAACCACCUUUACAAUUACCUGAAUGAAGUGGAUGAUGACCUGGUAUGCCACAUUUGCCUUCAACCAUUAUUACAGCCGCUGGAUACCCCAUGCGGCCACACGUUCUGCUACAAGUGCCUCAGAAACUUCUUACAGGAGAAGGAUUUUUGUCCGCUGGACCGAAAGCGGCUGACUUUUAAACUGUGCAAGAAAUCCAGUAUCCUGGUGCACAAACUGCUGGACAAGCUUGUUGUCUCUUGCCCGUUUUCCAAUGCUUGCAAGGACACCAUGCAGCGCUGUGAUGUGGAGGCCCAUCUCAAAAACAGAUGUCCAGGAGCAUCUCACAGAAGACAAGUAUUGGACCAGAAAAGAGCCAGCAAGCUGCAAAUAGAGAUUGAAGGAGAAAAUGGCCCUGGUGUGAUCGAUCUCCCAACUGCUGUAUCUCCGGAUGUAGACAAGGCAGGAACAGGACCUGCACUGCUAGAAAGAAAUGUCACACCAACUGUGCUUCCCUUGUGGUCAGAUGACCAGGGCUUUGAUAACCCUGCCUUCGAAGAAAGCACCGUAUCUGACACUAUGCAUCCCCCAGCUAGCUUACCCGAAGGAGAAAUUACUACCAUUGAAAUACACCGAUCCAACCCAUACAUCGAACUGGGGAUCAGCAUCGUCGGCGGUAAUGAGACCCCUUUAAUAAACAUUGUCAUACAGGAAAUAUAUCGGGAUGGCAUCAUUGCCAGGGAUGGGAGACUGCUGGCGGGUGACCAAAUACUUCAAGUGAAUAAUUUUGACAUUAGCAAUGUAUCACAUAACUAUGCCAGGGUGGUCUUGUCCCAGCCAUGUACUGUACUCCAUCUCACCGUGCUCCGAGAGAGGCGCUUUGGAAGCAGAACACAGGCUCAUAUGGAUUGCAACUUGCAGAGAGAAGAAAGCUUCCACGUCACUCUGAAUAAAAGGGGGACCAAUGAGCAGCUGGGCAUCAAACUUGUCCGCAGGACUGAUGAAUCUGGAGUCUUUAUUCUGGAUCUCCUAGAAGGAGGACUGGCAGCUCAGGAUGGGAGACUUCACAGCAAUGACCGCGUCCUGGCAAUCAAUGGACUUGACCUAAAGCAUGGCACCCCAGAGCUAGCCGCUCAGAUUAUUCAGGGCAGCGGAGAACGAGUCCAUUUAACAGUAUCUCGGCCUGUAAAGCAUCCCGCUGGUAACAUAAGCCGAGAGGUCGGCAACAGCCAGUCUCAUCACCAUAUACAGCAAGUGUAUCAUCACAGGCCGAGCGUACACAGGGAUCUUGCCCAAUGUGUAACCUGCCAAGAGAAGCAUAUUACCGUGAAGAAAGCGCCCAUGGAAUCAUUAGGCAUGACAGUGGCGGGCGGAAGAGGGAGUAAAAGUGGAGAGCUACCAAUCUUCGUAACCAGCGUGCAGCCUCACGGAUGUCUUGCGAGAGACAGCAGAAUUAAACGAGGGGACGUUCUGCUGAGUAUAAAUGGUAUUGACCUGACCAACCUGAGCCAUAGCGAAGCAGUGGCCAUGCUGAAAGCCAGUGCUGCUUCCUCUGUCAUUACUCUUAAAGCCCUUGAGGUGGAGGUUCUGGAAGAGCAAACCCAAGUAAAUGAAGAAAUGAGCACAAUCAGUGAAAACGAAUAUGAUGCCAGCUGGUCUCCAUCGUGGGUCAUGUGGCUUGGACUCCCCAGCUAUCUCCACAGGUGCCAUGAUGUAAUCUUGAGAAGAAGCAGUUUGGGCAGCUGGGGCUUUAGCAUAGUUGGAGGUUAUGAGGAGAACCACACAAACCAGCCCUUCUUCAUUAAAACCAUAGUUCUUGGGACACCUGCAUACUAUGAUGGACGCCUUAAGUGUGGAGACAUGAUUGUUGCUGUUAACGGCUUAUCUACUGUUGGCAUGAGCCAUUCUGCUCUGGUCCCAAUGCUGAAGGAACAAAGGAGUAAAGUCACCCUCAGCGUCAUCUCAUGGCCCGGAAGCUUGGUCUAAGUGACUCUCUAUUGUCGUGAUUCUUCUUUUGAGCUAGCUGCUCCUCAUCUCAGCAUUACUGCAAGAUGUUCAGAAAGUGAUAAAUGUGCGUUGUAAGCUCUUUGAAGUUAGUAUCGAGGUGGGAAGGCUUACAUGACGUCCCAGACAUGCUCGCUACAAAGCGCCAUUGCUUUUCUUCCAGCCAUCCAAAAACUCUAUAUUGACAGGCGUCUGUAGAUUGUGCUGGUUAUCAGCUCAUAUACAAUAAAGUUUUGCCAUAGGGGUUAAGUAAAGCCAAUGAGUACAUGUUUUUGGGGUUUUCUUUUGUGCCACAGUUAGUGUUUUGAUGGCCCUCGCUACAUUGUCAGUAAUGAAACCUGCUCCACCAUCUUAAUAUUCUCUGUUAACGAAAACCGUACCCCCUCUGCAUUUCUUUUUAGACUUUUGUGCUGCUGCGGGAAUUUUUAUUGGUUUACCUCAUGGGGACAUUGCCAAUAAUGUGAGUUCUAUAAAAAUGAUAUUCAUCUGCCUGUGGCGGCUCUGAGAAAUCUACAAAAAAAAAUGGGGGCCAAAGCUAAAACUUGGAUAUAUGGGUUUUGUACUGUGCAAUAAUUGAUUUCUCUCUUCUCUUUUUUGGUAAAAAAAUUUAAAACACAAUGUAUCCUGUACAAUGGACAAGGGGAUUCCUCUCAAGGUUUACCUUCCUGAUAAUGAAUGUGCUUUUUUGUUAGUAUGAAGAAACUUUUGAUAUUUUUACUGCAAUAUUUCUAUUUGGAUGUGCUUGUGUCUGUGGACUUUUUACAAGGUUGGACAUGAAGGCAACUUGUUGAACUCAUAUUGCUUCAAUCGAGAGUGGGAAUCCUUGGGUGUCCCUACCUAUUGCUACCAGAUAAUAAAAGAUGUGCAAUUUCUGUGAUGAUUAUUAUGGGAGAAGAUACUAUCUGUGUGACAUGCAUUUCAAUGUGGAGGUUGUUUUUUUUAUCAGAACAGGGUGCGCUUGUUGGCUUUAUACAGUAUACGUGACCAUUUUGUGGGUUAAAUAAUUUUUGGAUGAGAUUAAAGCCUAAGGCUAGGGCUACACGGCGACUCAUGCUGUGAUCCCAUUCAUUUCUAUGGGAUCACCGCUACUCUGCGAUCCUGGCCGUGGCAGCCCUAGCCUAAAUCUGAUAUUCCUUCUGACUUCUCCUCACCCCAGUGGCGAGAGGUUAGUAAGUCACUGGCAGACACCCCGGACAGUAGGUUAUCUCAAAGGAGCGGACAUAUGGAAAUACUACAUACCUGGUCCUUCUUUUCCUUAACAUCUUCUAUCAGGGGAGAAUUGGUGCCCCACCAUGCAAACAAGAUAGUCAGCCAGUUCUGCUGAAAUUGGUGGGUUUGACCAACUCUACUUUUAUUUGUUUGGGUACCUUAAAGGGAUUGUCCAUUCUUUUUCCAACUGUACCUGUGGAAAAAUCCAUUCUUACCUGCUCUCCGCCUCUCCAUUCCAGUUCCCAGCUGUCAUCUCUGAUCUUCCGGUUCCUGUCUGUCAACGUCCACAUGGAUGGUGUCAUGGGUGCCACUACAACCAAUGACCCAGUAGUGACAUGCCAUUUGAUGACUCCGGACCACUGAGGCUAGUCAUUGGCCCCAACGGCACACAUCACCCUGUCUGUGUGUAAGUUGACAGGAAAGGACCAGAAGAUGGGAAGAGUUAGGGAGGCUUACCUCCAGCAAUACAGAGCA